This is a messenger RNA of Cricetulus griseus (Chinese hamster), 633 nucleotides long. NCBI's taxonomy places the organism in Eukaryota, Metazoa, Chordata, Mammalia, Rodentia, Cricetidae. The record is from RefSeq and is a predicted model, not a curated record.
AUGGCGUCCAUGGGACUACAAGUGCUGGGAAUCGCCUUGGCGGUCCUGGGCUGGCUGGGCGCUAUUCUGAGCUGUGCGCUCCCCAUGUGGCGGGUGACCGCCUUCAUCGGCAGCAACAUCGUCACGGCGCAGACCAGCUGGGAGGGCCUGUGGAUGAACUGCGUGGUGCAGAGCACCGGCCAGAUGCAGUGCAAGGUGUACGACUCGCUGCUGGCCCUGCCGCAGGACCUGCAGGCCGCCCGAGCCCUCAUGGUCGUCUGCAUCCUCGUGGCAGCGGUGGGGAUGCUUCUCUCAGUGGUAGGGGGCAAGUGCACCAACUGCAUGGAAGACGAGACCACCAAGGCCAAGACCAUGAUCGGAGCCGGCGCGGUGUUCAUCGUGGCAGCCUUGCUGGCUAUGGUGCCUAUAUCUUGGACCGCACACAACGUCAUCCGCGACUUCUACAAUCCGCUGGUAGUUGCCGGGCAGAAAAGGGAGAUGGGAGCUUCGCUUUACAUCGGCUGGGCAGCCUCCGGGCUGCUGCUCCUGGGAGGAGGCCUGCUCUGUUGCAGCUGCCCACCUCGUAGCAACGACAAGCCCUACUCCGCUAAGUACUCCGCCGCCCGCUCUGCUCCCGCCAGCAACUAUGUGUAA